CAGACGCCGCUGGACUCCGCAGCCCGGGCUGGGGCUGGGGGCGCUGUGCCGGGACCAAGCAGCCGCGCCACCACGCGUGCACGCGCAGGUCCAGGACACCCCCGCCCCCUGCAGCGAGCAGGACCCGAGGGACCGUAGCAAGCCCCGCAGGAGCGGGCGCCUCUAGGCCUCCAGAUGUUCGCUGCCAUCCAGCCAGGACUAGCAGAGGGGGCCCAGUACCUGGGGAGCCUGCCUCCUGGAGUAUGUCAGCCAGACCUCCAACCAGACAAUAACUCCAACUUUGUGGAGAGUGCGAAGGAUGCCAAUAAGAACUGGCAUGGUGUGCCAGGCAAAGUGGAUCCCAUUCUGAUAAGGAGCUCCUCUGAGUCACCCUCUGAUUACCAGGUCUUCCAAGCCACCGGGCUCCCUGAGGCCAGAGUCCGCAGUCCCCCAGAGGGUGCGGAGAUCCCUGGUGCUGAGCCAGAGAAGUUGAGUGGUGCCAGCAGUGUCUGCUCUCCUCUGGAGGACAUUGGCUAUGCCAGCAGUUCCUUGAGCAUCGACAGCUUCAGCAGCAGUCCAGAGCCUGUCUGCGGCACCCCUCGAGGUCCGAGCCCUCUGGAUCCCCUUCUGCCCUCCGUGGCCCAGGCCGUGCAGCAACUGCAGGCUCAGGAGCGCUACAAAGAACAGGAAAAGGAGAAACACCACGUGCAUUUGGUGAUGUACCGGCGCUUGGCGCUGCUCCAGUGGAUCCGGGCUCUGCAGCACCAGUUGGUCGACCAGCAGGCCCGACUGCAAGAGAGCUUUGACACCAUCCUAGACAACCGUAAGGAGCUUAUCCGUUGUCUACAACAGAGGGAAGCACCUUGCAGGCACCAGGACCAGGGCUAAGGGUGUGCACAAGGGUGUGUGCAUAAGGGUGUGUACACAAGGGUGUGUAUUUGCAGGCUUUUGUGUGGUUAUGCACAAGGAAGUAUGCGAGUAUUAGCUGGCAUGUAUGCAAGUAAGCAUAAGUGAAUAUCUAUAUGCUAGCAUGUAAGCAGGUAUGUAAAGCAUGUGUGUUUAUGUAUGCAUGUGUGGCUAGGUACCCAGGAAUGUGUAUAUGUAUUCUUGAAUGUAGAAGCAGAAGAUAUAUAUGCAUUUGUAUCAGUUUAUAUGUACAGGUUUGUGUUGGGUGUGAAUGAACCUCUGUGUGUUGAGACUUACACGUUCCAGUGCUGGCGUAGGAAGCACGUGCUAGGAACGUGUAUUUGCAGAGACUUAAGGGCAGGUGUGUGUAAAUAUAUGUUUAAUUGCACCUGCAGGGCAUCCACCCAUCUCCUGUGUUCCCAAAGUCUACCCCAGCCUUAUUUGCUGAGUCUCUCCUCACAGCUUCCUGGAGAAAGAAAACUCUCACACGGUCAUACAUCUGAGGGCUGUGGCUGACCUGUUCUCCUGCAGUUUCCCAGGCUACCUUUCCUAUCCCUUCCCCUCCAUCCUUGCUCUAAUACCACUGGCCCUAAUGUUGGCUUGUUUGUAAGAAUUUUUUUUUUUUUUUAAUUUGGGGUGGUUGCUUUUUUUGUUUAUUUGGCUUAUUACAGUACAAGGGAUUGAGCCCAGAGCCCAGUGCAUGCUAGACAAAUGUCCUACCACUGAGCUGCACACGUAGCCCCAGUUCAGAGAUUUAUUGGCCACGCUGGCCUUCCUAUGCAUAGGACAGUUUGUGGAGAAUUGGUAUCAAGGGAGGGAACUGACACAGUGGUGGAGGCUGCGGCAGAAGAGGGAGUGGAGAUAAAGAAAGAUAUAAGAAACUGUCUUCUUAGCUGGGCUCUGAUGGUGCACAUCUUUAAUCCCAGCACUCAAGAGGCUGAGGCAACUGGAUCUCUGAGU
This is a messenger RNA of Mus pahari (shrew mouse), 1845 nucleotides long. RefSeq names its product chromosome 6 C1orf216 homolog (gene C6H1orf216). The coding region runs from base 175 to 867 and encodes 230 amino acids. The transcript has 2 exons. Lineage: Eukaryota; Metazoa; Chordata; Mammalia; Rodentia; Muridae. The record is from RefSeq and is a predicted model, not a curated record.